GUCCAGCUUCCCAGGUGUGACUUCGGGACACGGCAGGUGGGAAUCAAGAGUAGCAUGUCCAAGGAGAAUACUGUCUGAGUGGAGCACUCUUCUGGGAGACGGAACAUCAUCAUCUGGAAGAGGUCAAGCAGUUUGAGGUGGAUUCUUUUGUGAUUGGUUUUUGGCUGGUGAGGGCCAAGUGAAGGGAACUAUAUAAACAGCCUAAUAACUCUCUGGUUUGACCCAAGAAAACGAGUGCACUGGUGAGGAGAAUGGAAUCUAAAGGAAGCACCCGGAGUGGAAAUAAGCCUGAUGCCAAGAUUGCCAGCUCAGGAAAACCUGAGAAACCUAGCCCUGGGCCCACCACCACGACAGAUAAGAAAGAAACCCCUCCUAAGGAGCAGCCAGCCCCUGCUGCCACCACUCCAGCAAAAAAGGCGCCGGUGGCAGCAGCCAAUGAGGCCGCAGCGGUGAACAACCACAGCAGCGUGAAACCCAGCUCUGCUGCAGCAGCGACAGAGGGUCCUGAAGAUGCGAGUCACCCUGCUAACUCGGAGCACAAAGAGAACCACGCGGAGGAAUCCCCAGGCAGCAGCCUCUUUGAGAACAUGAAGCCACUGAUCAUCGUCGGAGGAGCAGCAGUGGCCGUCAUAGCUGUCAUCGUGGGAGUAGCUGUCCUAGCCCGAAAGAAAUAAGCCCUACGAAGCACAGGGGAGACACUCUGGGCCAUGUACAGUUCCUUUUGAAAUAAAAUGCAUGCCGUAAACUCUAUACAUAUCUAUAAAUAUACAGUAUAUAUAUAGAGAGAGAACUAGCUAGGCGAAAGUGCAACACUGGCAAUUGUCUCGUUCGAGAGCCAUGCGCCAUUGUUGACAUAGUGUGAGCACUCAGUGCACUUGUGCCCUUUUGUGUAAUAUAAUUCCGCUUGCACUACUGUGUAUAGAGGGCUUCUUCCGGUCAGUAUAACAGCUGCUGUUUUCUUUCCCACAGCCCCUCUUCUCACCUUUCCUCCAAAUGUCUAAAUUUAGGUCCAGUGACACAUUCAGAGUCUUUUGCUUUGUGAUGUUGGGUUGUGGUAGAGCAGAUGAAAGGACAUUUCCCACCAA
This is a messenger RNA of Gekko japonicus, 1085 nucleotides long. It is a transcript of the gene CEND1, whose product is annotated as cell cycle exit and neuronal differentiation 1. The record is from RefSeq and is a predicted model, not a curated record. Gene Ontology annotation, biological process: cerebellar granular layer maturation; radial glia guided migration of cerebellar granule cell; cerebellum development. Bases 252 to 674 code for a protein of 140 amino acids. The transcript is spliced from 2 exons. NCBI's taxonomy places the organism in Eukaryota, Metazoa, Chordata, Lepidosauria, Squamata, Gekkonidae.